AUGAGAGGCGCCCGAUUGGCGAGCCUGCCUCGCCGGGCUCUGGGGGUGCGACCGCUCGUCGCCGCUGCUGCCCGUGUGCCGCGCACCGUCCCCAUCGCCAGAGCGCGGCUCGCAUGGGACCAAGACGCCCAGGCAGACUACGCCGCCGCGCAGAGGAGGGCCACGCUCUCGCGCGCCAUACAGGGCGCCAGGGACUGGCGCCAGAUCCUGUCGCUGGUCAACCGCCACGGGGACGAGCUGGAAGACCAGCAGGCGGCCGCGGCGCUCGGCCGCCUGGGGCAGCUGCUCGAGCGGCAGCCGCUGGACGCCUACGAGGUCCGCCAGGCGCAGGCGCUCUACGACUGGCUGACGCGGCGCGUGCAGGAGGCGCGGGCGCGCGAGGCGCUGCGGGCGCAGGCGGAGGAGCGGGAGGCCGUGCAGGAGGCACGGCGGCGGCAACAGCAGCGGCAGCAGCAGCAGCAGCAGGUGCAGCUGCAGCAGGCUGCCGCCGCAGCCCAGCAGCAGCAACGGCAACGAGAGCAGCAGCAGCAACUGCAACUGCAGCAGCAGCAGCAGCAGCUCCUGCAGCAGCUCCAGCGCCAGCAGCAGCGCCAGCAGGGUCAAUCCCCGCAGCAGCUGCAGCAGGACGCCGCCGACGACCGCCUCCGCGCCGCCCUCGCCGCCGGCGGCGCGCCGCGCGGGCCGCAGGCCGCGGCGCAGGUGGACGCAUUCCUGACGCGCGAGGUUCGCCGCGCGGCGUCGCGCGCGCAGGCCGGCGGCGGCGCCGGCGGGGCCGGGGACGGGGCCGGGCAGGCCGUCGUGCGGUGUGUUCAGCGGUACGCGUCGCUGAUGUCGCUGCAUCAUGUGGCGUUGGCAGCCGAGCUGCUCGCUGACCUCUAUGCGCGCAGCAGCAGCGGCGGCAGCAGCAGCAGCAGCGGCGGCGGCCGCGCCCCCGAGCUGGAAAGCGCCGCUGCGUCCCUGUUUGGCGUUGCGCAUCAGAUGGUGGCGCGGGCAGGAGCCGGCGGCGUGUCGGCGAUGGUGGGGGCGAUGGCUGAGCUGGGGCUGUACGAUGAGCAGCUGCUGGGCUCCCUCCUGGCACGCGCGGCGCAGCUGCUGGGAAGCUUCUCCGCCGAGCAGCUGAGCUGGACGCUGCACUCCCUGGCCGAGCUGCAGCUGCGGCCGCCGGCGUCGUGGCUGGCCGGCGCGGCGGAGCGCGCGCGGCGGCUGCUGCCGGGGACGGGCCUCCCAGAUCUGGAGCGCACGGCCACCGCGCUGGCGAUCAUGCGGCACGCGCCCGGCGCGGCGUUCUGCGUGGCGGCCGAGGCGCGGCUGGAGCAGCUCGCGGCGGCAGUCGCGCCCGGCGACGAGGCGGGGGAGGCGUCGCUGCUGGCGGCGAUCAAGGCGCUGGCGCUGCUCGGCGCGCCAAACGCGCGGCGGUGGUACGCGCAGGCGGCCAGAGAGAAGGAGGAGGGGGCCGCGGAGGCGCAACGACAGCAGCAGAAGCAGCAGGUGGCGGCGGCAUCGCGUGCCGCGCAGGAGCAGGAGGCGGCGCGUCGGCGCCAGGCGCAGCUGGACAAAGCGGCAGAGCGCGAGCGCGUGCGGCGGCGGCAGCUGCGUGAGGAGCAGGAGGCGCGUCAGCGGCAGCAGGCCAAGCAGCAGCAGCAGCAGCAGCAGCAGCAGCAGCAGCAGCAGCAGCAGCAGCAGCAGCAGCAGCAGCAGCAGCAGCAGCAGCAGCAGCAGCAGCAGCAGCAGCAGCAGCAGCAGCAGCAGGAGAAGCAGGCUGGUCGAUGGUCCAAUCAGACCCAGGCAUCACCUGGCUUGGCCUCGAUUGACGACCUUUUCACGAGUGCUCUGGACGAGGACAGGCGCAGCCAGCCGCGAGCGCAGGGUCGUCAACAGCAGCAGCAACAGCAGCAGCAGCAGCAGCAGCAGCAGCAGCGGGGUGGCCAGUGGCAGCAGCAGCAUCAGCAGGGCGGACAGCAACAGCAGCAGCAGCAGCAGCAGCAACAGCAGCAGGGCCGGGGGCAGGGUGACCUGCUUGACCUGCUGGAUGAGCCCACGCGCCCGCGCACCCCCUGA
Monoraphidium neglectum is the source of this 2058-nucleotide messenger RNA. RefSeq lists its product as hypothetical. The transcript has 5 exons. Bases 1 to 2058 code for a protein of 685 amino acids. NCBI's taxonomy places the organism in Eukaryota, Viridiplantae, Chlorophyta, Chlorophyceae, Sphaeropleales, Selenastraceae. The record is from RefSeq and is a predicted model, not a curated record.